AUGUCCACCCACCUCGCCGCCAUAUCCCCCGCCAAAGGCCAGCCCUUUGAGCUCCAAACCCGUCCUACCCCAAAGCCUGGACCCGACGAGCUCCUCAUCGCCGUCAAGUCCGUGGCCCUGAACCCGGCAGACGCCAUCAUGCGUGACCAAGGCCUCUUCAUACCCACCUACCCCGCGGUCCUUGGCUUCGACAUGUCCGGAUUAGUGCUCGAGGUCGGCAGCAACGUUCCUACCAGUACAUCUGAAGAGGGUCAGACCCUGUCCUUCCGACCGGAGACCCGCGUCGCCGCCUACGCCGCCUUGGUCUGGAAGUCCUGCGAUCCAGACUACGGGCCCUUCCAAGAACGAUGCCUCGUCCCUUGGCAGCAUGCAGUGCCCCUUCCGGACGAAAACAUGUCUUGGAACCUUGCAGCGACCUUGCCCGUUGCCGUCGAGGUGCCCCUGAACGCGUGGGAUAUGAUGGGGAUCCCUCGGAUGGGCGAAGUCAGUGCUUCUGCGCCACCCAAUGCUGGCUCUCCCGGUAUCGAUGACACCAAGGGAAAGACGCAGAAAGGUACCGUGGCCAAAAACGAAGCGCUCCUCAUUUGGGGCGCAUCCUCGAGCGUCGGCACCAUGGGCGUGCAAACAGCCCGACUACUACGGGAAGAUCCCAACUCUGCUUUCGCGGCCGUGUACGCCACGGCUGGAUCGGCGAACAAAAGCUAUGUGGCUGCAUUGGGCGCAGACCGCGUGUUCGACUACAAAGACUCACAUGUCGUGGAUGCGAUCGUCUCGGCGGCCAAGGAGGACGGGUUCGUGAUCCGGCAUUGUUUUCUGGCUACUGGGCAACUGGCGAUAUGUCAGGCUGUGCUGAAGGCAUUUCUGGAAGAUGGCGAAGAUAGGAAGACAGCAAAGAUUGGAUCGGCACCCCCCGUUCCUCCAGAUGCGGAGAUCGUGGACGGUGUGGAGACGAUAUUUGUAGUUCCCUCGAUGGUAGAAGGGGAGAGGUUGAAGCAGUUCCAAUACUGGAUUGGGACGUGGUUGAGGGAGAACCUGAUUAAGGGAACCAUCAAGCCGAGUCCGGAGCCGAGCGUCGUGGGAAAGGGCUUGGGAGCUAUUGAUUCUGGGUUGGAUAUACUUCUCCGGGGUGUGAGUUGUAAGAAGUUGGUUGUUGAAGUUGCGGAGUGA
This is a messenger RNA of Aspergillus melleus, 1167 nucleotides long. Its product is annotated as zinc-binding alcohol dehydrogenase family protein. Lineage: Eukaryota; Fungi; Ascomycota; Eurotiomycetes; Eurotiales; Aspergillaceae. Gene Ontology annotation, molecular function: oxidoreductase activity, acting on NAD(P)H. The record is from RefSeq and is a predicted model, not a curated record. The coding region runs from base 1 to 1167 and encodes 388 amino acids. The transcript has a single exon.